UUGGUAUCGAGUUCGAAAAUAACGUUUGUGUGUUUUCGUUGUUUGCUUCGAAAACCACGUGCCUCUCGAAGGCGAAGGAAACCGGAAGCGUAUCGAAACUUCGAAAGAGGUGGAAAAACGUUGUCGGGCAAAGACACCGGGAGAAACGAUCUUAUCGAGCGCCAACGAUCGAAACUCUUUGACCCGAGACAGCUCUCAAAGGUUUUCGAGGACACUAAAAAAAUCUCAAAAAUGAAGUUUUUCUCGACCUUCCGUUGCAUUCUUCGUCAACCCAUUUCCAAAAUAUCGAUUUUAGCGCGUGUCGCUAUACUCGUUAUCGAAAAACCGAAAGAUUUAUGUCGCUGCAAAUAUUUUUAACUUCGCGAAACUCCUUUUCCGUCGCAUCGAACGCAGCCCACCAAUUUUCGUGUUCUCAGUUCCUGGCAACUGAAAAUCUGAAAAAAUCGAUUAAAGGGCCUUGCUCAAAUGUGCAAACACGGCUUUUGGGCGGGCCUGUAAUCCGUCGACUUCUGAGGCAGCCUGUAACGUUUGAGAACAGUAAGCCUCGGUUAAAUUAGGCUACAACGCCGUACCACCAGACGAGAUUCCUCGCAGUUCGUAUCAGCUCGCAAGGCGUCAAACAACUUCGUGUUACUUCGCGAAGUACAAACAUUGUUGCGUUUUGUCCCGUCAUCCGCGAUAAGAUGAAAAGUUUAGCAAUUGUUUUUCCACUCAUACUUCUCUUUUACGUCGCUUAUUCUUACAAUUAUGUUAAAAAAGUGGAGAUACCGGAACUUCCGGAAAUCUGGUGGGGACCCGGAAGUGAAGAAAAAUCGGAUACUUCCAUAAGACCCUUCAAAAUAUCCUUCAGCCAAGAGGACAUAACCGACCUGAGAUCACGUUUGAAAAGAACGAGACAAUUUCCAGCUGCGCUGGAAGGAACCGGUUGGAGUUACGGCGUUGAUGGAAGCUAUUUGCCCAUAAUUCUUCAACAUUGGUACGAAAAGUAUGACUUCGCAAAGCGCGAAGCUUACCUCAAUCGUUACCCACAAUUCUUGACGAACGUUCAAGGCUUGGACAUUCAUUACGUGCACGCAAAACCGCAAAAUGUCACUUCGAACAAGCGGCUUUUGCCGUUGCUGUUGCAGCACGGUUGGCCGGGCUCGGUCGUUGAGUUUCAUAAGAUUUUGCCCAUUCUGACAACACCUCGUGACGAAUAUGAUUUUGUAUUCGAGGUUGUCGCGCCCUCCCUUCCGGGUUUCGGCUUUUCGAGCUCAGCCGUCAGACCUGGACUCGGAAGCCCUCAAAUGGCCGUCGUUCUCAAAAACCUCAUGCUGAGAAUCGGCUUCGACAAAUUUUACACUCAGGGCGGUGACUGGGGCGCCAUCAUCACGGCUCAUCUCGCUGCUUUGUUCCCCCAACAUGUUUUGGGCGUGCAUUCGAACAUGUGCGUUGUUCUGAGCUCGAACGUCUUAUUGAAAACUGCGUUAUACGCAAUUGCGCCUUCGUUGGCAGUGGCAAAAGAAGACGAAAGUUUGAUGUAUCCAUUGAAGGGAAAAUUAAUGCGGCACGUCGAAGAGACCGGAUACUUCCAUAUUCAAGCCACGAAACCAGACACUGUGGGAAUCGGGUUGAUCGAUUCCCCCGCAGGAUUGGCCGCUUACAUUCUCGAAAAGUUUUCCACAGCAACGAACGGGACGUACAGAUUCAGGGCGGACGGUGGUUUGUUUGAAAAAUUCGAGGCUGACGAACUGAUCGACAAUUUGAUGAUGUACUGGAUACCCAGAAGCAUGACGACCGCCAUGAGAAUAUAUGCGGAAACGUUCAACAUGAAAACCCGCAGCCUCGGGAUCGAUUCGGUCCCGAUCAACGUUCCGAGCGCUUGUGCCCAAUUUCCUAACGAGAUUAUUCACCAACCGAUGGAAUUUUUGAAAGAUCGGUUCAAAAAUUUAUUACGCGCUACGAGGAUGCCGAGGGGAGGGCAUUUUGCGGCGAUGGAGGAGCCGGAGUUAUUGGCCAACGAUAUUUUCGAGUCCGUCGAUGAAAUGGAGAAAUUUAGGAAAAAUUUGGAAAAUGAGAAAGUUUGUGACGAACUUUGAAUCUCAAGGUCAACUAACUUUCAUUUUUUCUUCAAUUCUCGAUUCGAAAAUUCCACCUCGAAAUUCGUCACCGAAAUUUUAAUUCUUCAAGAAUUAUUCAACCUUGGAGAGUAAUGAAAAACUCUAAUUUUCAACUAUCUUUACUUUCCUCGAACGCACCUUAUUUUGAAAUUGAUUAAAUAUUUUUCAAACUUUCCGGAAAAAAAAACUUCCAACCCACCAUCGAUUUUUAUAAAUCUAUCGCAGUCGGUAAUGCGAGCAACGUCUUUACCGACAUCAACUUUACCAACAGUAUUGACUCGUUCCGCCGUCGCCGCGCUCGCAGCAAUAAUUUUUUUCCUGCAAUCUAUUCGUUAGUAAAAAAUCAUCACCCACUAAUUAAGAGCAGAGCAUUUUUGCUCUUAUCUUUGAAAUUGUUGGCAAACGAAUUAGUGUGAAUGAGAAUAAAAUAUUGCAAAUGAAUACAACGUUAUUGCAUCUUUAUCGUUAUCUUUUCAAUAAUUGAAGACGUUUGCACUUUAGUUUGACUUCCUUAUAUUGACUCUAAUUUCAUGAGCAUAUCAACCGUUGGUAAAUUUUAUGAAAAUGAUGGAAAUAAUAUUGGCGAAUAAAUUAGUUAUCAAGUUUUAUAAUAAAUUGAAUAAAUUAAGAAUUUUCUAUUCGACCAUCAUUUUUCGACGAGUUACGAACGUUGUGAAUAGAGUUGAUUGCUACUUUUUAAAUAUUGCACUGUCUACGACAAUUUUAUUCGAAAAUUUAAAAAAAUAAUGAUUCAAUAAAAAAUACAAAACUGGGGAAUGGAUGGAAGUUUUGGUGGUCAAGAAUUAUUUUGUGGAAUAAAAAUUCUAUGAAUGCGUGAUUGAUUAUAAUUUUUUUUCAAUAUAUCACCAAAUUUUUUAAUAAGUUUUGAAAAAGACUGUUUAAAAAUGGAAUUUUGUCAUUUGAGAGUGGUCAGAAUUUCUCGCUUCGCAACGGUUUGUUGUUUUCAAACAUUACUCGACGCAUUUGACUGUAGAUAAAGCACAUGACGACGCUAAUAUCGCUCUUGAUAUCUGUGCGAUGAUAAUAGUGGGUGUUGCGUAACGAGGAAAAAAAACAAAGAAACGAAUGUUAUUAUCGAUGAGAAGGCGUAACUGUGACUUGGCGCUUCGCAUCAAGGUACGCGCUGAGACGCCCGCACGAUCUCGCGGAUCGCUAAUACUCCGCAACAAAUAUAAUUAUUGAUGAAGCGACGAACGGGUUUUUUAUGAAUCAAUUAAAAACAAAGUAUCACAGGCGCGACCUUCGACAGUCAAGGAGUUUCGGUACAGGCGAUACAAUGUUGCCAUGCUAAACCAUGCUAAAAACAUAAAAAAUUUCAAAAAGUUGAGAAUUUUAUAAAAUUUGGUGAACAUAUUCUUUAGUGCCAAAUUUGACAAUACAAAUUUUUCAAGAUUUUUCUUCUACACAGUUAUCGAGUAAUUGAUCACUAAAGUUCACGUGUAUAAACACAUAGCGUUUCCAUAUGUAUAGUAGGGUGGCCGCAAUUCAGGUCACUUUUUUUUGCAAAUUCCUUCGCGGAAACAUCAUCAACAUCAAAAAAAAAAAUAAAA
Venturia canescens is the source of this 3670-nucleotide messenger RNA. Its product is annotated as juvenile hormone epoxide hydrolase 2-like. Gene Ontology annotation, biological process: epoxide metabolic process. The transcript has 6 exons. Lineage: Eukaryota; Metazoa; Arthropoda; Insecta; Hymenoptera; Ichneumonidae. The coding region runs from base 684 to 2078 and encodes 464 amino acids. The record is from RefSeq and is a predicted model, not a curated record. Gene Ontology annotation, molecular function: epoxide hydrolase activity.